Molecule: messenger RNA, 1527 nt
Organism: Dichotomopilus funicola
Lineage: Eukaryota; Fungi; Ascomycota; Sordariomycetes; Sordariales; Chaetomiaceae
Exons: 2
Coding region: 1-1527 (508 amino acids)
Source: RefSeq, a predicted model, not a curated record
AUGCGAACCAAGCUCGUGAAGGCCCGGCCACACUCCGAUCAGAAGCCGGCUUUUUCGAUUCACCAAGACGACCAACAUAGUAUGACAUCUCCCUUAGACUCCUCGUCUGUGACCGUCGUACCACCCGAAACAGUCUUGCCCACAACAUCAAGCAAGCAGACGCCGACUAAGGCGUCGAGGUCCCUGCAUGAGCGUCCCUCGCCCCGGUCAACGCUCUCCCUCGCGUCCCAAGGCACCGUCAACUCCGCCAUGUCACGGAUAGUCACAAGCGGAUCCAACGGAAAAGCGGUCCUUCCCGCAGCCGCCCCUUCUCUUUCUCCCCGGGCUCCAAACCGCAUGAACUCAACUAUCCGGGCCGUACCGAGUUACAACGAUAGGCAAAGGCAGUCAGAGGAAGAUUCUGGCACCGAGGGAACACAGUCGCACUCCACAUCGCGGGAUUCAAAAUUCUCCAGUUCACUAAACAGUACUAUCAGCAUGACAUCUUCCAAUUCGCAGCAACGGAUACAAGCAGCAACAUCUACUGGGAUACCAAGAAAGCCUUCGUACAACAAAUUGAAAUUAAGCGCCGCCGAAAUGCCGCAGACCAGCAACACCAAUGACGGCCAGCCUGACGAGUCGCCCCAAUCCAAUCGAAACCGACCGAGCGCCAGCGAUAUCCCCAUACGCGAGAGCAGCCUCAAUGCCACCGCUACUGCCACCGAUCCCAGGAGUGGCCCCAACGAUGCGUCUAUCAGUGCUACGGAAGCUUCACUGUCGAAUGGCUGGGACAACUCGGUUGGUAAAGCGGGGUUGGGCAAGACGGGCAGAGUCAUCAAUAAGUUGGUGUCAGACAACGAGUCGCUGAAGCGCGAUAUUCAAAUUGAACGGCUGCGGGCCGAUGAAUCCCGGCAAGAGGCGCGCCUGUUGGAGGAUAAAUUGGAACGGGUUGUCUCCGAUUACGAGUCGCGUUUGCUUGAAGCUAAUGUCACCAAGACGCUGCUGGCACAUAAGGAGCGCCAGGUGAUAUCCCUUCAAGAUACAGUCGAGCUAGAGCGGCAGCGGGCGGUUGAUGCGGCUGGGCGCGAGCGCGUGUGGAAGGACGAAAUGGAAACAGCGCGCGCAGACGCCAAACGCCAAGUUGAGGAGGCUACCAACUAUGCCGCCCUGUGUGAGGGUCGCUACAACGCCAUCAGCGGCCACUGGAAGGACCAAGGGGUGGAAGUCAAGCGGGCCAUGAGCAAGAUGCGGCAGGAAGUCCAAGAGCUGAUGGUGGAGAGGAAGAAGGAUGACGAAAAGAUCGAGACACUCCGCGAGCUGUGCGACCAACAAGACGGGAACAUUCGGGAGCUGCGGACCCAAAAGGAAGACAUCGCAAGGCAGUUUGAGCAGUACAAGGCUGAGCAGGAGCAGUGGUUGCGAGAUAUCAAGCGGAAAGCGGACGAGAGGGAACGCGAGCAAGAACGGACGCUGCAAGAAGCUCGGGACGCGCUGGAUAAGUUAAGGUGGGCCUUGAAUGUCAAGGAGAAGAUCAAGUGGGCGCAGUGA